AUGGUUGUAUUUCAGCGACGACGUAAUGGAGACCUACAAACUACCGUCGAUGUUUCACCAAAAACCGAACACUCUUUCGAUGGCAAAAUACACACAAUUUUCAAUAACAAGAACCUAUUAUUGUCUUCUCUAAUAUUAUUCAGGCUAUUUAAUGCGUUUAUAACAAAAACGUUCUUUAGUCCGGACGAAUAUUGGCAAUCUGUCGAAGUUGCUCAUUACAUGAUAUACGCGCCAAGAUUUUUACAAGCUGUUUUCGCUGCUAUAAGUGACUUUUAUUCUUAUCAUCUGGCUAGAAAGUUAUUUACUGAUUCAUCUGCGAAAUGGACUCUUUGUCUUAUUGGCCCUGGCCUUCAUUGGCUACACCAAGAAAUUGGAAUGAGAGAGAAAGUUAUUUCUGGAAUCGGUAUUGACGAAAUUUCCAACAUGAAAAAUUCUCAUUUGGCGAACUCUUUCACAUGUUCAAAAAAGUCUGCAUGGUUAAACUUUUCCAUAAUAUUUUUGGUAGUUACAAAUGUUCCUAUGGCAUAUUAUGCUGCGACAAUUCAUCAAAGUGGUGUCGUAGAAGUUAUGAAUUAUUUGAGAGAUGAAGCUGAUAAAGGGAAUGUUAAAAAUAUUGGAUUUUUGGCACCUUGCCACUCAACUCCAUUUUAUAGUAAUUUGCAUAGAAAUUUAGAAAUGUGGUUCUUAACUUGUGAACCUCUCUUGAAUCAUAAUAUCAAUCUAGAUGAUUACUUAGAUGAAGCAGAUCAAUUUUAUAAAAACCCUCUUGAUUUCAUUUAUGCUAAUUUUGAGCGACCGACUUUUAACACUUUUAAUAAUUCAUCCCCAAAUAAUUCAUUACGAAAAUGGCCAAGUCAUUUAAUAAUUUUCGAGGUAUUGUUGAAAGAUAUUGAGUCCGUCUUGAAACAAUUGGAGUACGACGAGUGUGCAAGAUUUUUUAAUUCUCAAUUUAAUGAUGAUUCAAGAAGACAAGGUGACAUUAUUGUUCUUUGUAAAGCGGCUAUUUAA
Cetraspora pellucida is the source of this 1008-nucleotide messenger RNA. Lineage: Eukaryota; Fungi; Glomeromycota; Glomeromycetes; Diversisporales; Gigasporaceae. The record is from the annotation of a GenBank genome assembly.